This is a messenger RNA of Magnolia sinica, 1407 nucleotides long. RefSeq lists its product as uncharacterized. NCBI's taxonomy places the organism in Eukaryota, Viridiplantae, Streptophyta, Magnoliopsida, Magnoliales, Magnoliaceae. The record is from RefSeq and is a predicted model, not a curated record. The coding region runs from base 164 to 877 and encodes 237 amino acids. The transcript has 3 exons.
UGGUACCCUUGGGACUUUUGGUGAUGGCCGUGUACCAUGGAUGGCUUCUAUUCACUUUCAUUCACAACCCGAAACGCACUGUAAUCGGCCUCAACGCCCACGCCAGACAGAGAUGGGUCAGAUCCAUGAUGGCUCAGUGGUGGGGAAAUGCUAAAGAGCGCCGAUGGAGGAGGGGCACCUCGAUCUGGUGCUGGUACCCUUGGGACUUUUGGUGAUGAUCGUCUACCAUGGAUGGCUCCUUUUCACUUUCAUUCGCAACCCGAAAUGCACUGUAAUCGGCCUCAACGCCUUCGCCAGACAGAGAUGGGUCAGAUCCAUGAUGACUGAUCCCCUGAAAAAUGGAGUCCUAGCCGUCCAAACCAUACGCAACAACAUAAUGGCAUCGACCCUACUUGCGACGAUGGCGAUCACGCUCAGUUCGCUUAUAAGCGUUGUCAUCAGCAGCGCAUCGUCCAAAUCAUCGUCCUCCUUAAUCUACGGCAACAAGACACCGCUCGUCUCAUCAAUCAAGUACUUCUCCAUCUUGGUCUGCUUUCUCGUAGCAUUCCUCUGCAAUGUCCAGUCCAUCCGAUACUACGCGCACGUUAGCUUCCUUAUAUCGGUGGCCCCACCUAAAAACAACCCGGAGGCCGUCUCAUACGUCGGACGGUGCCUGAACCGUGGCAGCUUCUUCUGGACCCUUGGAUUGCGGGCCUUCUACGUAUCCUUCUCCCUCUUCCUUUGGAUCUUCGGACCCAUACCCAUGUUUACAUGCUGCUGCGUCAUGUCCUGUUUGUUGUAUUUCCUUGAUUCCACGGUGGAUUUCACCCCGCAUUUCCCUGAUCACUUGGGUGGGAUGGAUGAGCUCAAAAUGCAUGAUGUUGAAUCCCCUCCAUGAAAUGAUUAAGCCGUUCAAAAAUGUGGCCCCCACUGAAAAUCAAGCUAGCCCACUUGAUCAUAUAGACCAGUACCGUAUGGCUGGGCCAGCCUGAAUUUUAGGUCAGGUCUACAAGGUGGGGCCAUCUUUUGCACGGCUUGAAUUUCCCACGCACGUGACAAGUAGCCGAUUGUUAAGCUGGUUGUAAUGAGAAAUGAUCCAACACAAUAGCUGUAUCAUAUGUUAUGAUACAGCCAUUUUUAUUUUUUUUCCGGAUCAUAUGCCACGUGUAGAAUAUCUAAUCCGAGGAAAAGGUGGGCCGCAUCAUCAUUGUCAGCUGAUAUGAAAAUCAGGACGAUCCACUCAUUGGUGGGUCACGCAAUACGCUACUCUGAUGGGAUGUUCACACAUAUGACGUUGGAUGGAAAAAAUGGCUGUAACGUAACUUAUGAUACAACCGCUGCAUUGGAUUGUUUAUCUGUCAUGUAUGUGAGUUUAUGCGAUGUGGGUGUAUGCUAAUGUGGAAUAAGAACUUUUUAGCCUUCUUUCAA